Molecule: messenger RNA, 21623 nt
Organism: Rattus norvegicus (Norway rat)
Lineage: Eukaryota; Metazoa; Chordata; Mammalia; Rodentia; Muridae
Source: RefSeq, a predicted model, not a curated record
UAGAUUGCUGUGUUGUCCUAUUAACACUGUCCUUUAGCUUACUAUAUAUCAGGAAUUUUAUGAGAUCCAAUUUGUGGGUUCUUCGUCUUAGAGCAUAAUACAUUGUUGUUCUUUUCAGGAAAGUUUUCCCUAUAACCAUGUGUUCGAGAUUAUUCCCAAUUUUCUAUUAGUUUCUGUAUUCCUAGUUUAUAUGGAAGUCCAGUAUUCACUUGGAAUUGUACUAUCUACAAGACAAUAAAAAUAGAUUUGCAUUCUCAAAUGCUGAAUGCCAGUUGAACCAGCACCAUUUGUUGAAAAUGCUAUCUUUUUUCAACUAGAUGCAUUUAUCAUCUUUGUCAAAUAUCAAGUGUCCAUAGAUGUGUGGAUUCAUUUCCGGGUCUUCAAUUCUACUCCUCUGAUCUACCUGUCUGCCUCUGUACCAAUACCAUAAAAUUUUUAGCUCUAGUGCUCUGUAAUGCAGCUGGAGAUUUGGAUGAUGAUUCCCCAGAGGUUCUUUUAUUCUUGAGAAUACUUUUCACUAUACUGUUUUUUUUUUAUUCCAAAUGAAUUUGCAGAUUGCUCUUUCUAACUCUGUUAAGAUUAGACUUGGGAUUUUAAUGGGGAUUGCAGUGAAUCUGUAGACUGCUUUCAGCAAGAAGGCCAUUACAAUUUUUUUUUGGUUCUUUUUUUCGGAGCUGGGGACCGAACCCAGGGCCUUGCACUUCCUAGGCAAGUGCUCUACCACUGAGCUAAAUCCCCAACCUUGGCCAUUACAAUAUUAAUCCUGCCAAUCCAUGAGUAUGGGAAAUGUUUGUGUUCCUGAGAUCUUCAAUUUCUUUCUUCAGAAACUUGAAGAUUUUGUCAAACAGAUUCAUACUUGUUUGGUUAGUGUCAUACCAAGGUAUUUGAUAUGAUUUGUGACUGUUGUGAAGGAUGAGACAUCCCUCAGUUCUUUCUUAACCUGUUUAUCCUUUGGGUAGAAGAAGGGAACUGAUUUUUUUGAGUUAUUUUUAUAGCCAGCAACUUUACUGAGGUUGUUUAUCAGGAUUAGAUGUUCUCCAGUGAAAUUUUUGGGGGCACUUAUGUAUACUAUCUUAUAAUCUGCCAAUAGAGAUUUUUGACUUCUUUUUUUGCACUUUGUAUCCCUUUGAACUUUUUUGGUUGUCUAAUUGUUCUGGCUAGGAUUUCAAAUACUACAUUGAAUAGGAGAGUGAGCAACCUUGUCUAAUCACUGAUUUUAGUUGGAUUGCUUCAAGUUUCUCUUUAUUUAGCUUGCUGUUGGCUACUUGUUUUCUGUAUAUUGUUUUUAUUAUAUUUAGAUAUGUGUCUUGAAUUCCUCAUCUUUCCAAGACUUUUAUCUCAAAGGGGUAUCAAAUUAUAUAAAAAGCUUUCAAAGCCUCUAAUGAGAUGAUUAUGUGAUCUUUUUCUUUCAAUCCAUUUAUAUUGUGGAUUAUGUUGAUGAACUAACAUUGAACCAUGCUAGCAUCCCUUGAAUGAAGCCUAUUUGACCAUGAAUAUUCAUUCUGAUAUGUUCUUCAAUUCAUUUUGUGAAAAUCUGAUUAUUUUUGCAUCAGUAUUCUUAAGGGAUAUUGGUCUGAAGUUUUCUUAGUUUUCUAUUUUUAUUCUUAGUGUGGUUUAAGUAUAAGUGCAAUUUUGGUCUCAAUGAAUGAAGUGGGUUCUGUUCCUUCCUUCUGUUUCUAUUUUGUACAAUGGUUUAGACAGUAUUGCCAUUUGGUCUUCUCUGAAUGUCUGAUUGAAUUCAGCACUAAACCAAAUCUGUUCCUGAGCUGUUUUGUUUGGUUGCUUGCUUCUUUGUUAGUUUUGGGAAUUCAUUUAAUGACUGGAUUUAUUUCUUUAGGAGAUAUGGGAUUUUUUACAUGGUUUAUCUGUUCCUGGUUUUACUUUGGUAUGUGAUAUCUGUCUAGAAAUUGUCUAUUUCAUCCAGACUUUCCAGUUUUGUUGAGUAUAUAUUCAAUUGUAAUAGGGUCUGAUGAUUUUUUUGGAUUUCCUCAGUUUCUGUUGCUCUGUCUUCCUUUUCAUUUAUGUUUUGUUAAUUUGGAUAAUGUCGCUGGGUCCUCUGGUUAGUCUAGCUAAGGGUUUAUCUAUCUUGUUGAUAUUCCCAAAGUAUCAACUCCCUGUUUUGUUGAUUAUUUGUAUAGAUUCAUUUUGUUUCUACUUGGUUGAUUUCAGUCCCGAAUGUGACUAUUUCCUGCCUUCUACAUCUCUAGGCUAUAAUUGCUUCUUUUUCUCAUAGAGUUUUCAGGUGUGCUGUCAAGGUGCUUGUGUAUGUUCUGUCAAGUUUCUUUUGGAGGCACUCGGAGAUUUGAGUUUUCCUCUUUGCACUGCUUUCAUUAUCCCAUAAGUUUGGGUGUGUUGUGCCUUCGUUAUCAUUAAAUUCUAAAAAGUUUUUUUUAUUUUUAUUAACUUGAGUAUUUAUUUACAUUUUGAUUGUUAUUCCCCUUCCCAGUUUCUGGGCCAACAUCCCCCUAACCCUCCCCCUUCCUUUUCUAUGGGUGUUCCCCUCCCCAUCCUCUCCCCAUUACCACCCUCCCCCCAACAAUCAUGUUCAGUGAGGGUUCCAUCUUGGCAGGACCAAGGGAUUCCCCUUCCACUGGUGUUCUUACUAGGCUAGUCAUUGCUACCUAUGAGGUUGAAGCCCAGGGUCAGUCCAUGUAUAGUCUAAAAAGUUUUUAAUAUAUGUCUUUAUUUCUUCUUUGUGCAAUUUGACAUUGAGUAGUGUUGUUUAGUUUCCAUGUGUAUGUGGGCUUGGUGUUGUUUUUGUUGUUAUUGAAGAGCAGUCUUAGUCCAGGGUGAUCUGAUAGAAUGUGUAUGAUUAACUCUAUCAUCUUUUGUCUGUUGUGGCCUGUUUUGUGACUGAUUAUAUCAUCAAUUUCGAGGAGGGUACCAUAAGGUGCUGAGAAGAAUGUAUAUUCUUUUGCUUUAGGAUGAAAUGUUCUACAGAUAUCAUUAAAUCCAUUUGGUUCAUAACUUCUGUUAGUUUUACUGUGUCUCUGUUUAGUUUCUAUUUCCAUGAUCUGUCCUUUGAAGACAGUAAGCUGUUGAAUUCACCCACUAAUAUUUGUGAGGUACAAUGUGUGUUUUGAAUUUUAUUAAACUUUCUUCCACCAAUGCAGGUGCCCUUUCAUUUAGAACAUUGAUGUUCAGGAUUUAGAGUUCAUUUUGAUGGAUGUUUCCUUUCAUGAUUUUUAUUACUGUAUGAGUUUUAAUGUGUGCUUUGAACUUCAGUAAUAGUACCUUUGCAAAUGUGAGUGCCCUUGCAUUUGAAGCAUAAGUGUUCAGAAUUAAAAGUUCAUCUUGGUGAUAUUUCCUUUGUUGAGUAUGGAAUGUCCUUCCUUAUCCAUUUUGCUGACUUUCAGUCAAACAUCUAUUUACUUGAUGUAAGAAUGACUACCCCAGCUUGUUUUUUGGGACCAUUUGCUUGGAAUGGUUUUCCUAGACUUUUACUCUGAGGAAAUGUCAGUCUUUUCAUUUAGUUGUGUUUACCUUAUGCAGCAAAAUGCUGGGCUUUUUUUUACAUGUCAAGUCUGUAAAUCUAUGUGUUUGUAUUGUGUAAUUCUGUCCAUUGAUUGUAUGACAGAUUAAGAAAAAAUGAGUGUUGUUUCCUCUUAUUUUGGUUGUUAAACACGGGAUUGAAAUUUUGUGGCUGUCUUGUUUUGGAUUUGUUGUCAGAAUGUUGAUUUCUUGCUUUUUUGGGAGUAGUUUUCAGCGAUGUGGUGGAGUUUUCAAUACAUUAUCCUUUGUUGUCCUGUAUUUGUAAAUGGCAAUGUUUGAAUUUGGCUUUGUCCUGGAAUAUGUUGGUUUCUCCAUUUAUGUUAAUUGAUAGUAUUGCUGGAUAAUGGAGCCUCACCUGACAUAUUUGUUCUCUUACAUUCUGUAUGACAUGUGCCCAAGGUCUUCUAGCUUUUAGGGUCACUGUUGAGAAGUUUGGUGAAAUCUGACGUGUCUGCCUUUAUAUGUAACUUGACCUCUUUCUCUCAAUGCUCUUAAUAGUCCAUCAUUACAUUGUUUUUGCUCUUUUAUUUAUUGUAUGAUUGGAGGAAUUUCUGUUUUGUUCCAUCUAUUUCUCAUACUGUAGGCUAAUUGUAUGUUCAUUGUUUAUUGUCACCUAUUUAUUUUGCUUAGUGAAUUUUUAUUCUGUAACUUUUUUAAGAUAUUUAUUCUGUUGAUAGUGUGUCCUGGAUUUCCUUUAUGUUUUUGAUUAGGAACUUUAUGCAGUUUGCAUUUUCUUUUACUGUUGUGUCAAUGUUUUCAGGGUAUCUUGUACACUUGAGAUUCUCUCCUCUAUCUCUUGUAUUCUGUUGGUGAUGCUUGUGUCUAUGACUCCUGAACUCUUACCUAGGUUUUCCAUAUCCAAGAUUUUGUUCCUUUGUGAUUUCUUUUAUUGUCUAUUUCCUGUUUUAGUUCCUGGAUGGUUUGUUCAUUUCCUUUACCUAUUUGGCUAUGAUUUCCUCUAUUUCUUUAAUGGGUUUAGGUAUUAGCUCUUCAAGGCCAUCUGGCAGCUUACCCGUGUUCUAUUGUACUUCUUUCAGGGACUUAUUUAUUAAUGUCUAUCGUCAUCUUCUUUCAUCUUCAUGAGAUGUGAUUUUUAGAAGUGAAUCUUGCUUUUCAGGUGUCUUGGGGUAUCCAGGGCUUCCUGUGGUGGGAGAACUGAUUUCUGAUGUUGCUAAGUAACAAUAAUUACUUAUGCUUAUGUCACUGUGUUUGUCUCAUGCUAUCUGGUUUUCUCUGGUAUGAACUGGUCUUGCUGUCCCUGAAUUGAUCCUGCACUUCCUGUGAGUUUGUGAACUUGUGAUGCUGGUUAUUUCAAAGUGCUGCAGAACAAGCUGCCUCUGGGUAUGGGCAGAGUAAGUGGAUAUCCAGAGCCCUGUAUUUCCUCCUGUGUUCCUGUGCAAGCUAGAAGGCAUGAAUACAUCUUUCUGGGCAAGGCUCCUGUGUCCUCCGUGUCCUGGCGGUUUACAGAUACUGAAUCAGUGGUUGUGGUCACACCUGUGAUCAUCACACUGUCAGAAGUUCUGGAGGAUAAGCUGCCUCUAGCUGUGUGUGGGUUAGAGAGGUGUGAGUAGAGGCUCUGCUCACAGGGGCAGGGACAAACUGGAUGGAAUGUGUGCUUCCAGCUAGGUAGAGCUGACUGUGUUUCUAGGGUCCUGUGAGGUACCAGUUCAGAUAUUGGAAGAUUUUGGUCCCAUCUGUAGUCCUAGUUCAGUCAGAAUUCUGGAGGAACAAUCUAUCUCUGGUGUGGAUAGGUUCAGAAGAGUGGAGCAUUUUCUGUUUUGCUAUUAAAGCUUGAAACCAAAUAGUAAUUACAUAAUUAAUUUUGUCUUUCUCCUCCAAUGUCAUCUGUUUUUUUUUUUUUUGUUGAUAAGAGGCAGAGCAGUCUGCCAAGAUUUUCUUUUUUCUUUCUUUCUUUUUUUUAUUAACUUGAGUGUUUUUUAUUUACAUUUUGAGGGUUAUUCCCUUUCCAGGUUCCUGGGCAAACAUCCCCCUAAUCCCUACCCCUCCGCUUCUUUGUGGGUAUUCCCCUCCCCAUCCUCCCCCCAUUGCCGCCCUCCCCCCAACAAUCACGUUCACUGGGGGUUCAGUCUUAGCAGGACCAAGGGCUUCCCCUUCCACUGGUGAUCUUACUAGGAUAUUCAUUGCUACCUAUGAGAUCAGAGUCCGGGGUCAGUCCAUGUAUAGUCUUUAGGUAGUGGCUUAGUCCCUGGAAGCUCUGCUUGCUUGGCAUUGUUGUUCAUAAGGGGUCUCGAGCCCCUUCAAGCUCUUGCAGUUCUUUCUCUGAUUCCUUCAACGGGGGUCCUAUUCUCAGUUCAGUGGUUUGCUGCUGGCAUUUGCCUCUGUAUUUGCUGUAUUCUGGCUGUGUCUCUCAGGAGAGAUCUGAUUAUGUAAGUUCUUAAAUAAACACUGGGUAAUAUAAAUAAGGCUGCUAUGAAUAUAGUGGAGCACGUGUCUUUUUUAUAUGUUUAAUAUAUGGAAAACCACCAACUUGAUCCAUUAUAUAAACAAACUGAAAGAACAAAACCACAUGAUCAUUUCAUUAGAUGCUGAGAAAGCAUUUGACACAAUUCAACACCCCUUCAUGAUAAAAGUCCUGGAAAGAAUAGGAAUUCAAGGCCCAUACCUAAACAGAGUAAAAGCCAUAUACAGCAAACCAGUUGCUAACAUUAAACUAAAUGGGGAGAAACUUGAAGCAAUCCCACUAAAAUCAGGGACUAGACAAGGCUGCCCACUCUCUCCCUACUUAUUCAAUAUAGUUCUUGAAGUUCUAGCCAGAGCAAUCAGACAGCAAAAGGAGGCCAAGGGGAUACAGAUCGGAAAAGAAGAAGUCAAAAUAUCACUAUUUGCAGAUGAUAUGAUAGUAUAUUUAAGUGAUCCCAAAAGUUCCACCAGAGAACUACUAAAGCUGAUAAACAACUUUAGCAAAGUGGCUGGGUAUAAAAUUAACUCAAAUAAAUCAGUAGCCUUCCUCUACACAAAAGAGAAACAAGCCAAGAAAGAAAUUAGGGAAACGACACCCUUCAUAAUAGACCCAAAUAAUAUAAAGUACCUCUGUGUGACUUUAACCAGGCAAGUAAAAGAUCUGUACAAUAAGAACUUCAAGACACUGAAGAAAGAAACUGAAGAAGACCUCAGAAGAUGGAAAGAUCUCCCAUGCUCAUGGAUUGGCAGGAUUAAUAUAGUAAAAAUGGCCAUUUUACCAAAAGCGAUCUACAGAUUCAAUGCAAUCCCCAUCAAAAUACCAAUCCAAUUCUUCAAAGAGUUAGACAGAACAAUUUGCAAAUUCAUCUGUUUUCAUUUUAUAUGCUUGUAUAUAUAGUGUACAUUUCUCUCUCUCUCUCUCUCUCUCUCUCUCUCUCUCUCUCUCUCUCUCUCUCUCUCUCUCCUUCUCUCUGUGUGUAUGUGUUUCUGUGUGUGUUUCGAUGUGUGUCUGUUUGUGUGUGUGCACAUACAGAGGAACUAGUGAAAACUCUAUGUCCUCUGUGUUUACCAAUCUUGUAUCUCAACUCAACAUCCCUUAUUUUAUUUAGUGAGUACAGUUCACUAGGUGUCUUCAUUCCUUUGUCUUUGUUUUUUACAUUCAUUUGUCCAUCUUUUCCAUGAACUUCCCUGAGCUCUGAAUAGAGACUUGAUGGAGAUAUCACCUUUGUUGCAGUGUUUUGUAAGCUCUCUCUCUCUCUCUCUCUCUCUCUCUCUCUCUCUCUCUCUCUCUCUCAUUCUCUCUCCCUCUUCUCUUCUCUUCUCUUCUCUUUAAUUCUCUUUUAUCCUCUUCUCUUAUCUCUCCUUUCUCUCUUUCUUUUUUCUCCCUGUUUCUGCUAAAUAUUUCAUUGUGACCAUUUGUACUUGGUAUCAUAUCUUGCAAUGAGAAAGCUUCAGAAAUGACAUUUCUAAUGAUUAUACUUAUACAACUCACUGUCAACAGGGAGCCUGAAAAGGUGCCCAAAGUAGAACUUUAAUUCCUCCAUAGUAGUAUCUGAUUUGGGGAAUGUUGUCUGUAGGUUACUAAAAAAGAAAUGUGAGACCCAAGACCCAAGCCAAUAUCAAAAUAUUUGAUUUAUAAUGCAGAGUGUCCUGAAAAAUAUUUAGGGCAAAGUAGCACAAAUCUUGUGGAAGUAAAAACUACCAUCUGACUUGCCAUAUUACACACUUGUUCCAUGAGGCAAAACCAAUAACUGAAAGAGGUUGGGAGAAGAAUAAGAAUUAAAUAGAUAGCCCAGAGCCCAAGGUGUUAUGUACUUGUAGAUCUGUGACUUACUUAAUCAUCACCAGUUCCACGGUAAUACAUUGUGAUAUAUUAAAAAACAAAUAUCAAAAACAAGAAAAGGAACAAAAGGAAAAUAGAAUGAAGAAAACAAAUCAAAAAUCAAAAACAAAAUGAAUAAAACAAAACCAAAACAAUCAAGCAGAAUAAAAGUUAAAUGAAUGGAAAAAAUGAAGGACAUACCACUGUGAGAAUUGUGUUGAAAGGACUUGAACCAGCAGGACCACAAAAAGAUAAGGGAUAUUGGAGAAAGAAGUAAAUAAUUUUUAGUAUUAACAUGUGGUAUUCAUUUAUUAAUUAAUCAAAAUUUGUAUUCUAUCAUUAUUUAGGAGCAUAUAUUCAUUGAAAGUAUAAUGAAUUUUAGCCAUUAACAUUAAAAAUCCCUGUACAAUGUAAAAUAAUAGCCAUGAUAUACAUUAUAAAAAGUUAAUAAGAAUAACUUCUUCUCAAGGAAAGUUGGAAAAAAUGGAAGGCAUAUUAAGGGUAGGUGUGUACUUUGCCAGAAGGUUGGUUCUCAUAUGUGACUGAGGUAUAUGGGAGAAAACUGUGUUACUUUUACUCAGCCAUGCAUGUGCUAGUCACAGGGUAACAAUAUAAAUACAGUCAUAACUCUUAAAAUUUCAGUCAAGUAUGCAAAAUCUAAAUUUGAAAAUUGAGAAUAACUUUACAGGAAGGCAUAUGUUGGGAAGAUAUAAUUUUGGAGUAUCUGUGGGCAUUUGAUGAACUGGUUGCAUAGGGAAAGUAGUAUUUUUCAGGGAGAAUUAGUAUUAGAGGGUACUUCUGCUCCUGUAGAUCUGUUUGAAUCUGAACCCAUAUUAGAGGCCUAAAUUGGUCAUGUGUGUAUUAAAAAGUGAUCAAAUUAAGUGGUCAUAGAUUGUUUAAGUCAUAGAUAUUAUGGGUAACAUUAAUUUAUUGUAUGUAAUGGUUGCAUUUUUACCAAAUUAUAUGACAAUAACUAUUUUACAUUUUUUGUUUAGAUACUAUACCAAUAUACACAAUGUGAUUCUCUGUACCAUAAAAUCAAACAUGUAGCCACAUACAAGGAAAUCAUUGAAAUAUGCCUAGAUAUUUGGAUAUUUCUUUUCUAAAAUAAACACCUAUUAAUAUUUCUUUAGCAUUAUUAUAAUGUAAGAGGUGGUGUACACUGUGGUAAAUAGUUUUAUGAAGUUAGAAACAAGUACGUCUUCAAAUAAUUUCAUGUGCAGUGACUGCAAGUUGUAAUGUGCAUAAGAAUAUGAGCUAGUGUGAUACAUUUCCAAAUAAUCAAAUAUCAUUGCCUAUUGCCACAGGAAGAUUACAAAAUCUCAGCACUGAAGUACAUUUGAUAGCCCAUGAUUACAAGCAGAAGUCCCUAGACACAAAUGGAGGCUUUGUUUUAGGUACUAUUACCUAAAUACAGGUUCAAAGGUGCGGGCAUUACUGACCAGUUUCCUAUUUGAGUUAGAGCUAGAAAUUAAACAGCAAUAACAUAAUAUUUUGUUCUGUCUCCUUCCAUUUUGUCUUUACUUUAUUUCUGAUGCAACAGGCAGGGAGGGGGGAGCAGAAAUAGAGGAAAUAUGAUGGAGAAAUCUCCAUGGUAACAACAGGCUUUUACUUUCUUUGUCAUUUACUGAGAUCUCUCUUCUGAUUGGUCCCAAAUAUUUUCCCUAUUUUCUUAUGAAUACUCAACCAUUCUGUGUCAAUCAGAGCUAAAGAGAUCUCUUCACAUAAAAUUUUUCCAGUAAUUCUCAUGGUAGAUAUCUCGUUGUCAGCUUACACCUGGUCCUUGACAUAGAUUUACUUCAAGCUGCUUCUCAGAGAAGGAGGAGUGCUCUGGAAAACUGAAGAUGAAUAUGAAACUGGAAAAUUAGCAUGGUCCAGUAAUGUGUUAUGAUGUUUAACAUUCUUCUCUAAAUGAAAAUGCACCUGUUUGCUGUGCUGUGUAUUUCUCAUUGCUUCUGGUCAUGCCUUCAGUUUUAAGAUCUAUCAUUCAGUAUUCAGCCUUGGAUUUCUUCUUGAUCUGCAAUGAUAGUGUAUUUCAUCAGUCCUCAGUAUCUGACAGAGACAGGAAUCUUGUUGCUCCUUAAUCAUCUUUGGCAGAUUAGAUCUGCAGAGAAUUUUUAUAUCAUGAUAGCAGUGAUCAUUUGGCAUCAUGAAGCUUUCAGGAACAUUUUUGACAUCACCUUACCUAGUAUAGCACUCCCAUCUGAGUGUACUAAAACUGAAACACUGCAAUUCUGCUUUCCUAUUUUCUUAGUACUAUCAAAGUCUGAGAUAUUUUAUAUUAUUUAGCAAUCCAAAUUUUAACAUAAUUUUUAAGUUGUUAUUGUUGGGAACAAACAUAAUUCCAUGUUCAUCCAUACAUAUCUGCAAUUUUAUUCUUUACGAACUGUCAAACUAAAAUUUACCAUGUACUCCAAUUUACAAUGUUACUAUACCAAAAUUUCUUUAUUUUUUGACUUUUCAAUCUCAUCUUAUUAAAGUUUCCAACCACCAUGAUUUGUCAUAGUAAAUUAGGUUAGCUAUAUUGCUCUCUUUAAUUACAAUUAAUAUCAUUGGCCAUGUUUUCAAUAGUGAUUAUUAUUUAUCAUCCUAUGUGUAUUGUGUGUCCUGUGGUAAUUUUACAAAAUUCACGUUUUUGUUCCUCGUCAUAAUUUAAGAAUGUUAAUUGCAUUUAAGUUUAUGUAAAUACUGAUAUGUAUAAUAAUCAAGUGAUGAUAAUAGACUGAAUCAAUUCAGCUCUAUUUCCUGUCUUAUAAUUAUUUUUGUUUUCUCAUCAGUUUUGAAAUUGCUAAUACAUGUUUACAACAGGAAAUGUUCUUCUCAAUAUCUCUACCAAAUUUAUCAUCUCAUUUUCUUGUUAACUAUUUAGUUAAGUAUUUGGUUUUAGAUCAGUGAAUUUUUUCAUUGUUCUCUCCAUCAUCUGUGUUCUUUUUGAUUCAAUAUAUUUAACAUAAUUAUAAACCUUGAUGACUUAGCCGAUUUUUGGACUCAUUUAUGAAAAAAAGUGUGUUGAUCUGACAAAUUUGCUGACAAUUUUGAAUAUGGGUUGUGGAUAUAGAAAUAGAUGAUUAGUCAAAAAUAUACUCUCCUUGGAAGAUACCUCAUUUACCCUAUAUAACACCUAUAGGAUCCACCAGAAAGAAUGAUAGGCUUUGGUAUUUUCAAACCCCAGUCACUUGUGAUUCUUGAAUGUUUCCCAAAAACAAGUGCUAGACAAUGUGUAUCUGCCCAUACAUUUAAUAAUGGUAUGAGUGUUUUAUUGUUUUACAAAUAAAGUUCUUAUUGGAUUAAAUGUCCAUCCUGAUGGAGGUAAGAUUCUAUGUGGGUUUUAUGGGUCUUUUAUACAAACACUUAUUAAAAAUAUAGAUAUUGUCUUUAGUGAAGAAACAGCUCAUAAUGAUUUCAUAAAUGAAUGUAGUAUCAGGUAAAAAUCCCAUACAUUUAUAUUUAUUCUCCUAAACUAUGACUAUAUUCCAUGUCUAUUAAGUCAUAUCCAUUUCUUAAUUUUCAUCAUUUGUGUCACCCUUGCCUUGUAGUCAAAUACAAAAAAAAGGAAAAUUUCCCAUUCAUUUUUCAAUAAGGCUUUACCAAAGUAAGUCCUACGACAAAAGUGCUUCAGUAAACUACUAUAGUGCAAAAACUGUGAGUUAUUUAGGUAGAACUGUUUAAAACUCAUAGACUCUUGAGAAAAGAGGGAGCUGGAAAGAAAGGAAGAGAUAAAAGUAUACAUCAAGGGGCUCACUAUUCUUUUAUUCCAAAUAAAACAGAACCUACCUUGGGCAAUCAUCUGUGCUACAUGAUAAAUAGAUUUCCCAGUUGGCCUAGAAGUUUGUUCACAUCUCCUCAUUAAUGACAGGAAAAGGCAAGAGAUCCUGCUUCUAGUAUCACAUGCUCAGACAAUUUAUUUUCUGAAAGUCUACACCUAAUGAAUAUUACCAUUAAUGUUUACUUAAAAAUAAAAGCAAAGGAAGAGUAUUGGUGGUUGGCUUUAAUGUGAAAUAUAAGAGAAUCAUCACUCUUACAGGGUAAUGAUUUUCUAGGCAGUGUAAUUCUCAUAUCACUAAACCCAGAAAAUAGUAAAUAACCAAUGCUCUGAGAUUUUUAUCAAUAAUCUUAUGUGUUACCUAGGUAGAACCUUGAGGAACUUCUAUAUUGACUUGUUAUUUUGAUGUUAGUUAGAGGGAGUAGACAUUGUUAUAUCUCAACUUAUUGUUUUUCAAUUGUAUAUUGGGUAUUCUGAGCUUUUGAGAUAAAAUCUGCUUAUCAGUGAGUGCGUACAAUGUGUGUUAUUUUUUGAGUGGGUUACCUCUGUCAUGAUUGAUAUUUUUUUGUUUCAUCUAUUUAGCUAAGAAUUUCAUGAAUUCAUUGUUUUGUAUAGUUGAGUAGAAAUCCAUUGUGUAUAGGUACCAUAUUUACUCUAUUCAUUAAUCUCUUGAAAGACAUCUGGGUUCUUUCCAGCAUCUGGCUAUUAUAAAUAAGGCUGCUAUGAAUAUAGUAGAUGCAUCCAUAUAAUAUGGUGGAACAUCUUUUCAGUGUAUGCUCAGGAGUGGUAUACCUGAGUACUGAAAUAGUGCUAUCUCUAAUUUUUUAAGGAAACAUCAGACUGAUUUCUAGAGUGCUUGUUCCAGCUUUCAAUCCCACCACCUAUGGAGGAGUGUUCCUCUUUUUCCCCAAAUUCCACAGAAGCUGCUAUCACUUCAGUUUUGAUGUUAGCCAUUUUGACUGUUUUGAGGUGGAAUCUCAGAGUUAUUUUGAUUUGCAUUUCCCUGAUGACUAUCAAUGUUAAACAUUUCUUUAUGUGCUUCUAGGACAUUCAAAAUUUCUCAGUUGAGAAUUAUUUUUUAUCUCUGUAGCCCACGUUAAAAAGAGUUAAUUGAUUCUCUAGAGACGAAUUUCUUGUAUUCUUUAUAUAUGUAAUGGAUAUUAGCCAUCUAUCUGACGUAAGACCUUUCACAAUCUGUUGGUAGAUGUUUUGUCUUGUUGACAGUGUCCUUUCCUUACAAUAGCAUCGGAAUUUUAUGAGGUCUAAUUUGUUGAUUCUUAAUCUUAGAGCCUAAGACAUUGGUGUUCUGUUCAGCAAAAUUUCCCCCUUACCCAUAUGUUCUAGUCUAUCCCCAUCUUUCUACUAGUUUCUCUAUUUCUGAUUUUAUAUGGAAGUCCAAUAUUCAGUUGGAGUUGAACUUUGAGAAAGACAAUGAAAAUAGAUAGAUUUGCAUUCUUAAAUGAAGACUAUGCAGUUGAACCAACACCGUUUGUUGAGAUGCUAUCUUUUCCAACUUAACGGUUUUACCACCUUGUCAAUUAUCAAGUGACUAUAGGUGUGAGUUUUCAUUUCUGGGCCUUCAGUUCUAUUGCACUUAUCUACCUGUCUGUCUUUGUACUGCUACCAUAUAAUUUUUAUCACUAUUGAUCUGUAAUAUAACUGGAGAUUGGUGACGGUGAUUCCCCAGACAUUCUUUUAUUCUUGAGGAUAGUUAUCACUAUCCUGGUGUUUUUUUGCUUUUUUUGUUUUAUUGUUAUUCCAAAUAAAGAUGCAAAUUUCUCUUUCUAACUCUCUGAAGAUGUGGCUUGGGAUUUUAAGUGUGGAUUAUAUUGAAUCUGUAGAUUGCUUUCAGCAAGUUGGCCAUUAUUACUAUAUUAAUCCUGUCAAUCCAUGAGAAUAUGAGAUCUUUGUUUUCUUGAGGUCUUCAAUUUUUUUCUUCAGAAAGUUGAAGAUCUUGUCAUACAGAUCUUUUAUUUGCUUUGUUAGUGUCACACAAGGUAUUUUGUAUGAUUUGGGACUAUUGUGAAUAGUGUCAUAUCUCUAAUGUCUUUCUUAACCUGUUUAUCCUCUGGGUAGAGGAAGGCUACUGAUUUGUUUGAGUUAUUUUUAUACCCGCAACUUUGCUGAAGUUGUUUGUCAGGUUAGGGCUUCUCUAGUGGAAUUCUUCUGGCUAGAACUACAAGUACUACAUUGAAUUGGUAGAGAGAGAGUGGGCAUCCUUGUCUAGUCCCUGAUUUUAGUGGGAUUGCUUUAAAUUUCUCUUAAUUUAGCUUGCUGUUGCAUACUGAUUUGCUAUGUAUUGCUUUUACUAUAUUUAGCUAUGGGCUUGAAUUCCUGAUCUUUCCAAGACGUUUAUCUCAAAAAGGUAUUACAUUUUGUAAAAUGCUUUCAUCACAUCUAAUGAGAUGAUAAUAUAAUUUUUUCCUUGAAUACAUUUAUAUUGUGGAUUACACUGAUGAAUUUACUAAUAUUUAACCAUCCCAGAAUCCCUAGUAUGAAGCCUACUUGAUCAUGAUAGAUGUUCAUUCUGAUGUGUUCUUGGAUUCAGUUUGUGAGAUUCUGAUUCCUUUUGCAUCAAUAUUCAUAAGGGAUAUUUGUCUGUAGCUCUCUUUAUUUGUUUGGUGUUAGUGUGCUUUAAGUAUAAGUGAAUUUUUGCCUCAAAGAUGAAAUAGGUUGUGAUUGCUCCACCUGUUUAAAUUUUUGGAAUGUUUUGAACAAUAUUCGCAUUUGAUCUUCUGGUGAAGGUCUGAUAAAAUUCAGCACUAAAUCAAAUCUGUUCAUGAGCUUUCUUGUUUGCUUGCUUGUUUGUUUUGGGGAGAUAUUUAAUGACUGGCUCUAUUUCUUUAGGAGAUAUGGGAUUUUUGCAUGGUUUAUCUGUUCCUGGUUUUAUUUGGUAUGUGAUAUCUGUCUUGAAAAAUGUCCAUUUCAUCCAGCUUUCCAGUUUUUUUGAGUAUAGGCAUUACUAUUAGGAUCUGGUGAGUGUUUUUUUUUUGCAUCUCCUCAUUUUCUGCUGUCAUGUCUUCAUUUUCAUCAUGAUUUUGUUAAUUUGGAUAAUGUCGCUUGGCCCUCUGGUUAGUCUAGCUAUGGUUUAUCUAUCUUCUCGAUUUGCUCAAUGUAACAGCUCCUGGUUUUGUUGAUUCUUUGUAUAUUUCUUUUCAUUUCUACUUGGUUGAUUUCAGCCCAAAAUUUGUCUAUUUCCUGCCUUCUACAGCCCUUGUCUCUAAUUGCUUUUUUCUCUAGAGCUUUCAGGUGUGCUGUAAAGGUGCUAGUGCAUGCUCUCUUUAGUUACUUUUUGGGGCACUCAGAGCUAUGAGUUUUCCUCUUUGUACUACUUUCAUUAUCCCAUAAGUUUGAGUAUGUUGUUCAUUAUCAUUAAAUUCUAAAAAGUCUUUAACUUCUUUAUUUCUUUCUUGGCCAAAUUGCCAUUGAGUUGUUCAACUUCAAUGUGCAUAUGGGUUGUGUAUUGUUUUUGUUGAUAUUGAAGACUAGUCUUAGUCCAGGGUGAUCUGAUAGGAUGCAUGGAAUUCUUUCUAUCAUCUUUUGUCUGAUGAGGCCUGUUUUGUGACUGAUUAUAUAGUCAAUUUUGGAGAAGGUAAUAUAGGUGCUGAGAAUUAGGUAUAUUCUUUUGUUUUAGGACCAACUGUUCUAUAGAUAUUGUUAAAUCCAUUUAGUUCAUAACUUUGGUUAAUUUCACUGUAUCACUGUUUGGUUUCUGUUUCCAUGAUUUGUCCUUUGAUGAUGGUGUGUUGUUGAAUUCACUCACAAUUAUUUGUGAGGUAAAUUUUCUUCAAUCAAUGCAGGGGCCCUUGAUUUAAGAGUAGCUUGUUUCUUGGGACCAUUUGCUUGGAAUGAUUUUUUCAGCCUUUUACUCUGAAGAAGUGUCUGUUUUUUCAUUUACAUGUUUUUACUUUUUGCAGCAAAAUGCUGGGCCCUUUUUACAUAUGCAUUCUUUAGAUCUAUGUGUUUGCCUUGUGUAAUUGAGUCCAUUGAUUGUAAGAACGAUUAAGAAAAAAUGAAUUUUCUUCCUCUUAGUUUGGUUAUAAGACAUGGGAUUAUAAUUUUGCAUCUCUCUUCUUUUGGGCUUGUUGUCAGAAUGUUAAUUCUUGCUUUUACUUGGGAGUAGUUUUCAUUGAUGUGCUGGAGUUUUCCAUACAUUAGCCUUUGUUCUCCUGUAUUUGUGAAUGGAAUUGUUUGAAUUCUGGUUUGUCCUGGAAUAUCUUGGUUUCUCUAACUAAGUUAAUUCAGAGUUUUGCUGAGUAAUGUAUCCUCAGCUGACAUUUUUUUCUUUUAGGUUGUGUAUGGCAUGUGGCCUAGGUAGUCUAUCUUUUAGUGUCUCUGUAGAGAAGACUGGUAUAAUCUGACAGGUCUGGCUUUAUACGUAACGUUUUCUUACAAUACUCUUAAUAGUGUAUCAUUGCAUUGUGUAUUUGCUGUUUUAUUUAUUAUGUGAUUAGAGGAAUUUCUGUCUUAUUCCAUCUAUUUGACUUUCUGUAGACUAAUUGUAUGUUUAUUGUUUAUUAUCACCUAUUUCUUUUGCUUAGUGAAUUUUUCUGAUGUAAUUUUUUUGUGAUAUCUAUUCCCUUGAUAUUGUGUCCUGGAUUUACUGGAUGUUUUUGAUUAGGAACUUUAUGCAGGUUACAUUUUCUUUGACGGUUGUGUCAAUGUUUACAUGGUAUCUUGUACAACUGGGAUUCUUGUUCUCUCUUUGUAUUAUCUUGGUGAUACAUAUAUGACUCCUGAUCUCUUUCAUAUUUUUUUCCAUAUACAUUUUUUCCUUAGUGAUUGCUUCUAGUGUCUGUUUCCAGUUUUAGUUCCUGGAUGGUUAUGUUCAUUUUCUUUACCUGUUUGGCUCUGAUUUCCUCUAUUUCUUCAAGGGGUUUAUGUAUUAGUUCUUCAAGUGGUUCUCCAGGCUUACUUGUGUUCCAUUGUAGUUCUUUAAGGGACUUAUUUAUUAACAUCUAUCAUCAUCUUCUAUUAUCUUCAUGAGAUGGAAUUUUACAUCUGAAUCUUGCUUCUCAGGUGUCUUGGGGUAUCUAGGGCUUCUUGUGGUAGGAGAACUGAUUAGUGAUGUUGCCAAGUAGCAGUGAUUUUUUUAUGCUUAUGUCACUGUUUUUGUCUCAUUCUAUCUAGUUUUCUCUGGUAUGAACUGCUCUUAGUAUCUCUGAAUUGAGCCUAUCCUUCCUCUGAGAUUUUGAAUUGGUGAUUGUGGUUGUUUCAAAAGUGCUGCAGAACAAGCUGGUUCUGGGUUUCGGCAGAGUAAGUGGACAUCCAGAGCCCUGUACUUCCUCCUGUGUCCCAGUGCAAUCUGAAAGGAAUGUGUAUGACUUGCUGGGCAAGGUUCAUUUGCCCUUCAGGUCCUCGGGAUUUGCAGUAGAGCCAGAUACUGAAUCAGUGGUGGGGAUCACACCUGUGAUCCUGUUACUGCCAGAAGUCCUGGGGGACAAGCUGCCUCUAGCUGUGUGUGGGUUAGAGAUGUGGGAGCAGAGGCUCUGCUUGUAGGGGUAGGGGGAAACUGGAUGGAAUAUGUGCCUCCAGCUAGGCAGAGGUGCCUGUGUUUCCUGAGUUCUGUGAGGUACCUGUUAGCUCAGGUAUUAGAAGAGUUUGGUCUCAUCUGUAAUCCUAUUUCUGUCAGAAGUCUGGAGGCACAAUCUCUCUGGUGUAGCUGGUUUGGGAAGAAUGGAGCACUCAUUUCUUUUCAAUUAGAGCUUGGAACCAAAUAAUAAUUACAUAAUUUGUUCUUUCUCCUCCAAUGUCUUCUGUUUUCAACAUAUGUGUGUAUACAUAUAUAUGUGUGUGUGUGUGUGUGUGUGUGUGUGUGUGUGUGUGUGUUUCUGUCUGUUUCUGUGUGUGUUUUCCUGUGUCUGUAUGUGUGCACAUACAGAGGAACUAAGGGAAAAUUAUAUGUCCUCUGUGCUUACCAGUCUUGAUCUCAUCUCAACCCUCCAUAUUUUAUUUAGUGAGUACAGUUCUCUGGGUGUCUUCAUGCCUUUGUCUUUGUUUUUUAUAUGCAUUCUCCACUCUUUUCCAUGAAGGUCCCUGAGCUGUGAAUGGAGAGACUUAAAGGAGAUUUCACAUUUGUUGCACUGUUUUCUAAGUUCACUCUAUAUCGCUCCUGUCUUUCCUCUCUUCUCUUCCUUUUCUCCUCUCUUCUCUUUGUUUCUUUUCUCUUCUCUCUCCUUUCUAUCUUUCUUUUUUCCUGUCUCUACUAAAUAUUUCAUUUUGGACAUUUGUACUUGUAAUCUUUUUCUGGAAUGAGAAAACUUCAGAUAAUGCCAUUUCUAAUAAUACUUAUGCAGUUCACUAUCAACAGAGCUAUUGAAAAAGUGCCUAAGAUAGAACAUUAAUUCCUCCAUAUUAGUGCCCUAUGUGGGGAAUGUUAUCUGUAGGUUGCUAAAAAAGAAUGUAAGAACCAAACCAAUAUCAAAAUCUUUGAUUUAUAAUGCAGAGUGUCUUUCAAAAUAUUUAGGGUAAAGGUAGCACACAUCUUGUGGAAGUAAAAACUACCAUCUGAUUUGCUGUAUUGCACACUUGCUCCCUGAGGCAGAAUCCAUAAGUGUAAGAGGUUGGGAGAAGAAUAACGAUUAAGUAGAUAGCCCAGAGUCCUAGAAUUAUAUACUUGUAGAUCUAUGACUUACUUAGUCAUCACCAGUUCCAGGAUUAUACAUUGCAAUAUAUUAAAAAAAAGGAUAUCCAAAACAAUAAAAAGGAAAAAUAGGUAGACAGAAUGAAGAAAACAAAUCAAAAAUCAAAAACAAAAUGAAAAAAACCGAAACCAAAACAAACAAGCAGAACAGAAGUUAAAUGAGUGGGAAAAAAUGAGGGACAUACCUAUCUCUAUGAGAAUUCUGUUGAAAUUAUUUGAACCAGCAGGACCAAAAAGGGGUGAGGGAUAUUGGAGAAAGAAGUAAAUAAUGUUUAGUAUUAACAAGUAUUAUUCAUUUAGUAAUUACUGAAAAAUUCUAUUCUAUCAUUAUUUAAGAGCUUAUAUUCAUUGAAACUGUAAUGAAUUUUCACCCAUUAACAGUAAAAAUCUCUGUGCAAUACAAAAUAACAACCAUGACAUACAUUUUUUUUAUCUUUACUAACUUGAGUAUUCCUUAUUUACAUUACGAUUGUUAUUCUCCUUCCUGGUUUCCGGGCCAACAUCCCCCUAGCCCCUAGCCUUACUCUUCUAUAUGGGUGUUCCCCUCCCCAUCCUCCCCCAUUACCACCCUCCUCCCAACAAUCAUGCUCACUGGGGAUUCAGUCUUGGCAGGACCAAGGGCUUCCCCUUCCACUGGUGUUCUUACUAGGCUAUUCAUUGCUACCUAUGAGGUUGGAGCCCAGGGUAAGUCCAUGUAUAAUCUAUAGGUAGUGGCUUAGUCUCUGGAAGCUCUGGUUGGUUAGCAUUGUUGUUCAUAUGAGGUCUCAAGCCCCGUCAAGCUCUUCCACUCCUUUCUAAGAUUCCUUCAACGGGGGUCCCGUUCUCAGUUUAGUGGUUUGCUGCUGGCAUUCAUCUAUGUAUUUGCUGUAUUCUGACUGUGUCUCUCAGGAGAGAUCUACAUCUGGUUCCUGUCAGCCUGCACUUCUUUGCUUCAUUCAUCUUAUCUAGUUUGGUGGCUGUAUAUGUAUGGGCCACAUGUGGGGCAGGCUCUGAAUGGGUGUUCCUUCUGCCUCUGUUUUAAUCUUUGCCUCCCUAUUCCCUGCCAAGGGUAUUCUUGUUCCCCUUUUAAAGAAGGAGUGAAGCAUUCGCAUUUUGGUCAUCUUUCUUGAGUUUCAUGGAUUCUGUGCAUCUAGGGUAAUGCAAGCAUUUGAGCUAAUAGCCACUUAUCAAUGAAUGCAUACCAUGUGUGUUUUUCCAUGGCAUAUAUUUAACCAGUUAAUAAAAAUUACUGUUUCUCAAAGAAAGAAAGUUGGAAAAAAUUGGAAAGCAUAUCCAGGGUAGAUGUGUACUUUGUCAGAAGGUUGGUUCUUAUGUGAGAUUGAGCGUAUAAAAGAGACAACUGUGUUAUUUUCACUCAGUUGUGUAUGUGCUAGUCACAGGGCAACAAUAUAUACACAGUCAUAUAUCUUAAAAUUUUAAGUAUGCAAAAUCUAAAAUUGAAAAUUCAGAAUAACUUUACAGGAAGGCAUCCGGGUUGGGAAGAUAUAAAUUUGCACUAGCCUUGGACAUUUGAUGAACUAGUUGCAGAGGGAUCAUAAUAUUUUUUAGGGAGGAUUAGCAUCAGAGGGUACUUUUGUUCCUGUAGAUCUGUUUGAAUCUAAGCCUAUAUUGAUAGGGCUAAAUUGGUUGUGUAUGUAUUAAAAAGUGUUCAAAUUAAGUGACCAUGGAUUAUUAAAGUUACAUAUAUUGUGGAUAAACAUAAUUUAUUGUAUGAAAUAGUUGUAUUUUUACCAAAUUAUAUGACACCUUAUUAACAAAGUUUUCAUAUAAAUAGCAUACCCACAUAAACAAUGUGUACAAUAAAAUCAAACAUGUAGCCACAUGCAAAGAAAUUAUUGGAAUGUGCCUAGAUUUUGGGUAUUUCUUUUCUAAAAUAAACACCUCUUAAUAUUUCUUUAGCAAUAUGCAGAUUUAAGAGGUGGUGUAUCCUGUAGUAUAUAGAUUUAUGAAAUUAGAAAUAAGUAUGACUAGAUAAUUUCACAUGCAGAGAUUGCAAGUUGUAAUGUGCAUAAGUAUAUGAAGUAGUGGUAAAUUUUCAAAUAAUCAUAGCUCAUUGCAUAUUGCCACAGUAAGAUUAUAAGGGCUAAGGACUUCAGUUUAUUUGAUAGCCCAUGAUUACAAACAGAAGUCCCUAGACACAAAUGGAGGCUUUAUUUUAGGAACCAUUACCUAGAUACAGGCUUAAAGGUGCAGGCAUUGCUGACCAGUGAUUUUGUUUUAAUAAGAGUCAGAAAUUAAAGAAUAAUAACAUAAUAUAUCUUUCUUUCACUCUCUCUUUUAUCUUUACUGUAUUUCUGAUGCAACAGGCAGGGAGUGGGGAGAAGAAAUUGAGGAGCUUUGAUAGAGAAAUCUCCAUGGUAACAACAGGCUUUUGCUUUCUUCGCAGUGUAUUGAGAUCUCUCUUCUGAUUGGUCCCAAAUAUUUUCCCUAUUUUUUUAUAUAUAAUUGGCUAUUCUGCGUCAAUCAGAGGUAAAGAAAUCUAUUCACAUAAAAAUUUUCAAGUAAUGCUCAUGGUAGGUAUCUAGUUGUCAGUGCAUAACAGGUUCUUGCCAGAGAUUUAUUUCAAACUGCUUCUCAGAGAAGGAGGAGUGCUCUGGAAAACUGAAGAUGAAUAUGAAACUAGAAAAUCAGCAUGGUCAGCAGCAGCAGGAGCAGCAGCACCAGCAGGAACAGCAGCAGCCGCAGCAGCGGCAGCAGCAGCAGCGGCAGCAGCAGCGGCAGCGGCAGCAACAGGGGCAGCCGCAACAACAGCGGCAGCAGCAGGGGCAGCCGCAGCAGCAGCGGCAGCCACAACAGCAGCGGCAGCCGCAGCAGCAGGGGCAGCUGCGACAGCAGGGGCAGCUGCAGCAGCGGCAGCAGCAGGGGCAGCCGCGACAGCAGCAGCAGCAGCAGGGGCAGCCGCGACAGCAGAGGCAGCAGCAGGGGCAGCCGCGGCAGCAGCGGCAGCAGCAGGGGCAGCCGAGGCAUCAGAGGCAGCAGCAGGGGCAGCCGCAGCUGCAGCAGCAGCAGCAGCAGCAGCAGGGGCAACCGCGACAGCAGCGGCAGCAGCAGGGGCAGCCUCGGCAGCAGCGGCAGCAGCAGGGGCAGCCGAGGCACCAGCGGCAGCUGCAGGGGCAGCCGCAGCUGCAGCGGCUGCAGCAGCAGCAGCAGCAGCUGCAGCAGCUACAGCAGCAGUGCCAGCAGGAGCAGCUUCAGCAACAAUGUGAGCAGCAGUUGCUGCAACAGCAGCAAUGCCAGCAGGAGCAGCAGCAGCAGCAGCAGCAGCAGCAGCAGCAGCAGCAGCAGCGGAAAAGGAGAAAAAACAGAAGGAGCCGGCGGAGCAGGAAGAGCAAGAGGACCAGAAGGACCAGGAGAACCAGGAACACCAGGAGGAGGAGAAGAAGGAAUAAUGAGUGACUGUGUCUACAUGUGUGGGAGGAGUUUGCUGGGAAAGGAAUAUUGCUUCUUUGGAGAAAUGUAUACUCAAAGAUUUAUCGUUUAGG